This is a messenger RNA of Aspergillus versicolor CBS 583.65, 1104 nucleotides long. RefSeq lists its product as uncharacterized. NCBI's taxonomy places the organism in Eukaryota, Fungi, Ascomycota, Eurotiomycetes, Eurotiales, Aspergillaceae. The record is from RefSeq and is a predicted model, not a curated record. Gene Ontology annotation, molecular function: glucan exo-1,3-beta-glucosidase activity. The transcript has a single exon. Bases 1 to 1104 code for a protein of 367 amino acids. Gene Ontology annotation, cellular component: cell surface; extracellular region. Gene Ontology annotation, biological process: glucan catabolic process.
AUGGCCCAAUACAUCAAUUGGUCUACUUAUAAGGCCAAUGGAGUGAACCUGGGCGGCUGGCUCUGCCAGGAAUCCACCAUCGAUACGACCUGGUGGGCAGCAAACUCCAAAGGCGCUGAGGAUGAAUGGGGUCUCUGCGCCAACCAAAGAAACCAGUGCGGUCCGAUCCUCGAACGCCGAUAUGCAACCUACAUCACCACGAGCGACAUCGACAAGCUGGCGAGCGCGGGUGUCAACACACUCCGUAUCCCAACGACCUACGCUGCCUGGGUUGACGUCCCUGGAUCGCAGCUGUACAGCGGCAAGCAGGUCAGCUUCCUCGGGAACAUAGCCACGUAUGCCAUUACCAAGCACCAAAUGCAUAUUAUCAUCGAUGUGCACUCGCUUCCCGGCGGCGUGAACGGGAUGCCCUUCGGCGAGGCCUCUGGCCACUUUGGCUGGUUCAAUAACCAAACCGCCUACGACUACUCAUUGCAAGCCAUCGACGCCGUCAUCGACUACGUGCAGAACCAAUCUGGCAAUCCGGAAUCCUACACGAUUGCUCCUAUCAAUGAGCCAGUCGACAAUAUCGCAUCCUUUGGCUUCCCCGCCGCCCUCACCGAUAACGGCGCAGCCUGGGUACUCAAAUACAUUCUUGCCGUCAACAGCAAAGUAAGGGCCGUGAAUGCCAAUAUUCCCAUCAUGUUUCAGGGCUCCUUCCGCCCUGUAUCCUACUGGUCGUCGAAGCUCCCCUCCACCGCAAACAUCGUGUUCGAUGUUCACAACUACUACUUCGCAGGCCGCUCUGCCGCUGGGGCCAACAUUACCGAGUAUAUCUGCCAAGAUGCAGAGGCUGCGGCUGGGGAUGGGAAGUUCCCUGUCUUCGUCGGCGAGUGGUCGAUCCAGGCGGAGCUCGAUAAUACCUUUGCAGGACGGCAGAAGGCGUUGAACACUGGCUUGUAUGCGUUCGCGCAAUACACCCGCGGUAGUGCGUACUGGACGGCUAAGUUCUCAGGCAACGCCACUGUGGACGGCGAGGGCACUCAGGCAGACUAUUGGAACUAUCUUUACUUUGUAAACAAUGGCUUGAUUGACCCGAGUCAGGGGGCUGGGGUCUGUUCUUAG